UUCUCUCUCUCUCUCUCUCUCUCUCUUGCAGGAAUAGCGACACUAUGAGCUGGAAUGACAAAGGCAAUCUCAAGAUUGCCUCACCAAAUGAUGGCAAAAAAAGGAGAUGUGACCUUCGAUGAAGAUUUCAACAAACUGGAAACGCGUUUCAACAGUGUAGUGAAAAGCGUCAACGAACUGCGGCAACAGAGCAGUGGUUUCCGUGACUCAGUAGCUUGUAAGCGAUGCUAGAGCAUCAAAUGGGUGGUGCCACCGCGAUAGACGAAAUUUAUGAUCCAAUGAUAGGAGUUCAGCAGUCUGAGGAAGGGGUAGUUAAACGACGACCUAGCGAAGUUUCUUC
Zychaea mexicana is the source of this 340-nucleotide messenger RNA. RefSeq lists its product as uncharacterized. The transcript has 4 exons. The coding region runs from base 55 to 231 and encodes 58 amino acids. NCBI's taxonomy places the organism in Eukaryota, Fungi, Mucoromycota, Mucoromycetes, Mucorales, Lichtheimiaceae. The record is from RefSeq and is a predicted model, not a curated record.